AUGAGCGAGGAAAAAACAGACAAGCCAGAAAAGCAGGUCAAGAUCGAGGAGCCGGCUUCUGAGCCCGGAAAGAUCUCGAACAAAGAGCUAAAAGAAUUGAAAAAAAAGGAAAAGGCCGCCAAGAGAGCCGCCCAGAAGGAAGCGGCGGGCAUCACGCCCGAGCAGCAGGAACAAAUGGCCCAGCAGAAGAUCGAGAAGAAGGCUCUGCAGGUCACAAACACAAACUUGAAGAAGCAGUUGUCUCAGGCCGUUUACAAAGACGACGCCAAGAAAAUCCCGGUGCUUUUCAGCCACUUGGAGACGCGGGAGCAGCGGAAUGCCUCGUCGCCAACCGUGUCGCACAUUGUGCACCCUGCCAUUUUGACGUUGAGCUUGAAUGUGGCAAGCCACAAAAUCGUCGGCUCGACGGCGCGCUUGCGUGAGAUGUUGAAGGUGUUCAAAGCAGUGAUCCUCGACUACAAAACCCCGGAAAACACCACCUUGACGCGGCACUUGACGGGGCACCUCUCCCACCAAAUCGAAUACUUGAAAAGCGCACGUCCCUUGUCGUUAUCUAUGGGUAACGGUAUCCGGUGGUUGAAGCAAGAAAUCUCGCUCAUCUCUAUCGACACCAGCGAGCACGACGCCAAGGAAAUCUUGUUGCAGAGAAUCGACGACUUCAUCCGCGAGCGCAUCGAGCUUUCGGACCAGCUCAUUAUCGAAAACUCUUCGCAUCACAUCACCGACGGCUGUACGGUGUUGACGUUCGGCCACUCGGAGGUCUUGCUCCAGCUCUUCCAGCAUUGCGUAGUGGAAGAGGGAAAGUCGUUCAACUUGGUCAUCGUGGACCUGCAUCCUUUGUUCGAAGGCAAGAAGCUCUUGGAGGGUCUUGUGGACACGAAGAUCAAGGCCCAGGAAGACGAGGACCCGCCGACGCCCCACUCACGCCGCACUCUCCCCACCCCUUCGAUAACUCAAGAAAAACUCAAAAUUACAUACGUGUUGAUCAACCUGUUAUCGUCCACGGUAUUGGAGGAUGUGGACCUAGCCUUUUUGGGCGCCCAUGCGAUGCUCUCGAACGGGUACUUGUACUCGCGCGUGGGCACGGCGAUGAUAGCCAUGAUGUGCAACCGCAGAAACAUCUCUGUGUUGACGUGCUGCGAGUCUAUCAAGUUUUCGGACCGUGUGCAGUUGGAUUCUGUGACCACAAACGAGUUGGCGGAUCCAGACGACCUUCUUACAAACAUCGACUCGAAACAUCCGCCUCAGAGAAAGUCAAUGGCCUUGGAGCAAUUCAUCAAACUGAAGGAGGAGCUGAAGAAAGAUGAUGCGCCUGUACGGAAACAGGGCAACAGCGACAAAAAAGAUGCGGCUGCCGACGACUCCAAGCUGGAGCCGUUGAAGAACUGGAAGUCCAUUGCGCAGCUCAAUAUCUUGAACAUCAUGUACGACUUGACUCCGCCGCAUUACAUCAACAAGGUCGUUACGGAGUUUGGUGCCUUGCCGCCAUCGUCGGUUCCAGUGAUUUUGAGAGAGUACAAAAAUGCGUAG
This is a messenger RNA of Metschnikowia bicuspidata var. bicuspidata NRRL YB-4993, 1530 nucleotides long. It is a transcript of the gene GCD2, whose product is annotated as translation initiation factor eIF2B subunit delta. The transcript has a single exon. Lineage: Eukaryota; Fungi; Ascomycota; Pichiomycetes; Serinales; Metschnikowiaceae. The record is from RefSeq and is a predicted model, not a curated record. Bases 1 to 1530 code for a protein of 509 amino acids.